Molecule: messenger RNA, 1303 nt
Organism: Marchantia polymorpha subsp. ruderalis
Lineage: Eukaryota; Viridiplantae; Streptophyta; Marchantiopsida; Marchantiales; Marchantiaceae
Source: the annotation of a GenBank genome assembly
AGACACCGCAAAACCAGCAGAACGUUGCUGAAACUUCUUAGGAUGUAAAGCACCACCACUCUAGGGAAAGAGGCAGAUGAUUCAUUUUUUUACUUGUGCAAGACAAAAUCACGACUGCAUGUGCAACGAUCAAAUUGAAUCCCCAGAUUUAUUGCUGCCAACAUGGUGCUGCUGGCGUCUCCGCGUCCGCUUUUCCGUUCGUGAUUCAUACAACGUGCUAUCCCAUUGGUCCAGCAGCAACUGUAGCCCAGAAUUGGUUGCCGGAUACUCAUAUAGAAACUCAGACAAGAAUCUCAUAAGAGAGAUAUUUCAACUUUUGCUUUGUCCACCAGCAGCUGCACGACCGGUCGAGUUUCUAGGUACGUCUGGAUCUCCUGCUGACGUUCAUGUUUCGCAUCACAGAAGGAGCACAGAGACCCAUAUUUGAUCGGAAAUGUCAGGUUUACCUGGGAUGUUGAAUUUGUGGAAGUUUGCAAUGCCAGACAUUGGCUGAUGGCCGCUAUCGAGCAUCUCCGACGAGCCCAGGGCAUAGACAUAAGGCCGCUAUGUCGCUCGCAUAUUUUAGAAAUCAAUCCGCAAUAUCAUGGAUUUCCGCACCUGUCCUUGGAAGUUAAAGGAAACAAAGGUCUGCAAAGGUAGCUCAGAGACCCGGCUCCCCAGUUUCGCACAUUAAACUGUCCUCGAGUGAGCGGUGUAGCGAAUCGCCUUCAGAAGAUCUGAUACAAUGGAAGGUUCCAGCGCCGCCCGACCGCUUUCCACUUCGCGCAUGAGCUCCUCAUCAACUCCCGCAGCUAUCCCCGGUUAUCGGGCAUCGCAUGAAAAUGGAUUCAAGCGGCAUGCACAUUUAGUUCAGGUAACCCUCUUAGGAAUGUCAUGGACGACAAGCUACAAAGAACUUUAACAAAAAGGAUGGGAAGACCCCACCGAGCAGUACAUGGGAUGAAACCAAACAUGUAAUAUGGGGCUAGGCACCAACAAUUUUUGGGUGGAGUCCAACAUCCUCAGAAAACUCGACUGCUGAGUUUUCCAGCCUGAGUAUGGAUUUCCACGUGAAAAAAGAUUGUAUCUAUGCACAACUGUUGGUUGUACGAUAUGAAUAUGUUUCCCUCUGUCCCUAGUGGAUUGUACGUGAAUCUCUCCGUGCUGAUGAGUCAUACAUGGAAACGUCGCUCGAGAGCAACUACUGAUCUACACAGAAUGUGCGCAAAUUUCGCGAUUCUUACUACUUUGCGAUGUAUGAGACAAUAUGUUAACCUGCCGUCUACAGUGAUCGACCUUACUCUUCAGGUCAGCUUGUUCUCUG